UCGCCUGCUGCCAGUGCCUUCGCCUCGGAUUUCUUCCUUUUUUGCCCCCAUCGCUUUUUAAAACAUAACGUUCAAUUUUCAUUAAAUUUCCGAAGAAAACAAACGAGGACGAAUCCUGGAGGGAAUUUGUCUUGUGACGGUACUUGUCCAAGGUGUUCUCGCCAAUGGAGUAAACUAAAGUGUAGGAUCUUCACGACGGACGGGCAUCAGGCACAGCAAGAUGGUGGGUUAUGGUGCCCUUCUCCUAGUCGGGUGCGUGUUCACACCCACCCUGGCGCUGAUUCCCACCCUCAAGAACAAAACAUGUCCGUAUGGUGACUACCUGACUGAGACGGGAAUAUGUUGCUACAAAUGCUCUCCAGGUUUCAAGCUUGUGCACAUGUGCCUCGCUGAGGGGAUGAGGAGUAACUGCGCGCUGUGUCCUGUGGACCAGUACACGGAUGAAAUGAACUACUCUCCCAAUUGUAUGCGAUGCAAGCAGUGCAAAGAGUCCAAAAAUGAAGUACAAGUGUCCAAAUGUGAAAGACACAGAAACACUAUCUGCCGCUGCAAGGACGGGUAUUACACUUUUGUCAUCGACUCCGAGACGACCGAGUGUCGCAAAUGUUUGCAGUGCGGUCCUGAUGAGAAGGAAGUCGACAAAUGCACAUCGGAGAGGAACACGGGUUGCGAGUGCAAGGAGAAGUACCAUCGAGUGAAAAGGAAGUGUGAGCCAUGCAAGACUUGCUCAACUGAUUGCAAACAUCUUUGCGAGUCGCUUCCUUCCCGAAAUCCUACAGCUGUGGAGGAGAGUGGAAACGGAUUCCUCAUCAACGUCCUGGCUGGAGUGGUUGCCACAGCCUUGGUCUUGCUUCUCCUGGUCUUCCUUGUUACCUACAAGGCCACCAAAAGCUGCACAAAAAAGACACUGCUCAAAGUCACGUCUCCAGAAUUAUACGAGACACUGGUUAGGAACACGGAAGCACCGAGCAGUAGCAGCAACAACAGCGACAUGGCUGUUCCUCAGAACACUGUACUUGAAAUGGACCCGUCCGUGUUGCCCGACUGUGUCCCUCUGGAGGUCAAGAUCAGCGACCUCAUCAACACACUGCUUGAGGUGGUUCCCGUGCAUCAGGUCAAGCAGCUGGUGCGUUCCCUUGGUGUGACAGACAACAUCAUCGAAACAGCCAUGUUGGACCACCGCUACGCCAGGGAGGCCCACUACCAGAUGUUCCGAGCGUGGGCCGAGAUGGGCUCGCUAGGCGGCGGCGGUGGAGGUCGCAGUGGAAUGCUGCACUCGGCUAUGCUGCAGAAGCUGCUGCACAAUCUCAGACAGAUGCAGCUGGGGAAGGCGGCCGAGGAGCUGGAGACAAAGUACAGCAUUCAGUAACGCUCUGAUGUGUGCCAAGUGGGACCCAAAAAAAACACACACACACACACCUGAAUCUACGUUUUUGUUCUCAAAGACGGCCUGAAAGAUUGUCCGUGAUAGACACAGUUGUUGCACGCGGCCUUUGUGGACAUAUGAGCUAGCUACCUCUCAUCCUGCCAUCUCUGUGUUGGAUUCAAACUACUGAGAGAGAUCAAGAUGGCUCAAGAUGUUUCCUGGAUUUAAAGAUGGACUAUGCAGAGGCAAAUUUGCCGUUUUUUAUUUGAUGAAUGUGAAUCUUUUGGCUGGAAGUGACAGAAUGUAUGUUCUGAAUGUAAAUAUAGAUUAGAAUGUUCUAGAUCAACACUAUUUAACUGGCGGAAGUCAAAAUGGCCCUCAAGUGUAGUCUUUUUACACUUGAAAAAAUGCUGAAAAAUUGCAGCCUUUUUGCAGUCGUACUUAAAUCAGCAGCAAAGGCGACGCAAAAUAGAAUAAGACGGGAUAGGAUUCAAUUUAUUGUCGUUUCACAUGCACAAAUACAAUGUAAGGAAAAGUUAUUAAGCAUCCAUUUAGUUAAUUAAUGGGAUUUUGAUCGCAUUUGUCGUCCAUCCAUUUUGUGUUUGUGGGCAGGAACAAUUUUUUUUGUUGCUUGCUGCCUUGCAAGUAAACAAUGCUAAAUCUAUGUUAGCAGGUAAGACAACCACCAAGAGCAGCUUACAGAAAAAUUGAAGAAUGCUCAGGAUAUUCACCUUUAGUUGAUAAAAAACACUAGAAACAAAUUCAAAUUCAAUAUGUAAACUUUGCUAUGCUUACUGUUUUUAUAAGAUUAUUCUUUUGACUUCAUAAUGGUCCUGUACAAUGUUCUGAAUCAUGGCAUGUUAUGUUUUAUUAUCAGAAGGCUGGACUUAGGACAACAUUGUUAUAGAUGAUCUUCGACUAUCGGUUCAUCAACGUUUAUGGGCCUGACGAUCGCUCUUAAAAGUACACAUGGUUCCCGUUCCUUUCCAUUGGUAUUCCCCGGUUCUAGACACUUGGAUCAUUUAAAAUGGUGCAAAAAAUAAUAUUUUCUCUAAAAAAGAAAAAAUAAUGUUGUUAUUUUCACGUCUUUUCCAGCUAGAAGGUAUCAUUCAACACAUAAAAUGACCUCAUAUGGACAGACUAUGAAUUGUUUUGUGUGAUUCAAACCCUUCAUGGUAUAUCUCAAACUCUCAUUGUAUGGUUAGAAGUUUUGUCAUAUCAAACCAAUGAAGCAAUGUGGUGCGGUAAUGUUGUACAUACUGUAUAUACUUUUUAAAAUACCUAUUAAGGAAAUGUAGGCAGAGUAAAUACUCUUCAGGGUGAAUAGUUCUACUUUAAAGUCGGAACACUAUUCAACCAUGGCUGAGGUUAAAGGUCAUCUGGGUGCUAAUUGUCGCAGUGGUUGCUCUUGACUUUUUUUGUCAUUUGUUUUGAAGCUAGCAGCGGGGGGGUUCUUUUUAAACUGUAUUAAAAUCAGUGUCCAUUGGGGAAAAUCCCUCCCGUAUUCCCAGAUGUCCUCCUCCUCCUUCACCUCCUCCGACUUGUCAGCAUUCCAUUAGGCCCCAUUCUUAUGCAAGCAUUAAUCACGGCCUUUAAUGCGAAGCAGGGCCGCGCCUUGUUUCAGGCCGUCAUACCAAUCUCAGCCUGCACCAACUAGUAAAUGUGCCAAGGUCUUUCCUCAUACACUUUAUGCAACACACUUUAAUAUGGACGUUCUCCAGCACAAUGAGUGUUGCAGCGAGGUUCUUUUCAAUAAAGCAAAGGUCAAGUGUCA
Messenger RNA from Doryrhamphus excisus (bluestripe pipefish), 3140 nucleotides. RefSeq names its product tumor necrosis factor receptor superfamily, member 1a (gene tnfrsf1a). Gene Ontology annotation, biological process: signal transduction; inflammatory response. The record is from RefSeq and is a predicted model, not a curated record. Gene Ontology annotation, molecular function: tumor necrosis factor receptor activity; tumor necrosis factor binding. Gene Ontology annotation, cellular component: signaling receptor complex; membrane raft. Lineage: Eukaryota; Metazoa; Chordata; Actinopteri; Syngnathiformes; Syngnathidae.